GUCCGGUGAUGCUGGAUACAGGGUGGGACCGGGUAAAGGGGAGGGAGAUGGCGUUUUCUCGAGCGCUGGCGGUGGCUCCGCUCUCUGAGGGGCUCCGGGCGGCGAGGCUGGGCCUCAGGGCCCUGUGCCAGGCCUCGCUCUUAACCUCCCCGCGGGGCUGGGCUCAGAGUCGGGCUUUGAGCGGCAGAGAGUGGCAGGACGAGCCGGAGGACAAAGAAGCGGAGCUGGAGGAUGAGCUGAUGAGAGCUGAGAGACGGAGACGGAAAGCGAUUAAGUUGAAGCAAAUUCGAGCAGAGUUCGGGUUUUCUGGUCCACCAGAGCGCAGGCUAACACAGGAGGCAAUGCAGCAAAUCAGGUUUUUGAAGGAGGAGUUCCCGGAGGAGUGGACCAUGGAACGAUUGGCAGAAGGAUUUUCUGUGAGUCCGAAUGUUAUUCAGAGAGUGCUAAGAAGUAAGUUCAUACCUUCUGUAAACAGAGCGCUGAAGCAAAAUGCAAAGGCCAAGGCCAAUGCAGGACUUCUGAAACUACCAGACAGAGUGAGGCCACAGACUGCCGUGAUGGAUGUGGGGGACAUGACUGCCGUGGCUCCAGUCAUUCCUGAGUUGAAACUGAGACUGUCCCAGGGGGUAUCAUUAUCUUCUGAAGUUCUUCGCCGUGCACACAAGCUCCCAGGGCAGGAGGCUGGAAAGGGGGUCCCAGUCCCCAUGCUGCCGAGUGGUCUCACACACCUCACUGUUCAGGACAGUCACAGUGACAUAAAACCUCCAAUUGACACAAAACUUGUAAAGCCUGUGGAGCAUGGAGAGAACUCAGCGAGCACCUUCUUCCAGUCUGAUAAGGAGCAGUGGGAUGGUGAGUCACUGACAGAUGAAGUGCUGGAGGAACUUGCGGAGCGCGAAGUUGAAAACUCCAUGAAUGUUAUACGAAAAGGUCUCUCCUUCUAUGACCAGGAAGGAAACUUUCUUUAUAGAAUUCAAACCCGGGAUUCAUCCGACGACCCUGAAACAUGAAACCUAACUUGUGUAGCUAAGUGAUGUGUGCAUCAGUCCUGCCGCCAUUUCAUUAGUUUCUUCAUGAUCUUUACAAGAUCAAAAGAAAAAAUGCCCCUCCACACUUUCCACCCGCUGCUGCUGUCCCUGAUUCCUGGUGGGCAGAUGUUAAUGGCCGCCUUCUGUUACCUCUCCCACAUUAUCAGUUCAUGUGUGAGCCCAGUUGUCUUGGCUAUUCAACUGCUGACCCCAAUCCUGUGAAUCAGCUGAAUCUAUUCAACUGCUGACUCCUAUCCAUCAUAGCCCCAGUCCUGUCCUCUUCUGAUGUCCUCACACAUGCACUUUCCAGAUGGGUUCUCUGGAUGGCGUUCAAGGAAAAGGAACUCUGGCUGAUUUUUCUUCCCCCUAUCACAGAGAUAAAGAAGCCAACUGGAGCAUUGAAUGCUGCCCAUGCUGAGGUCAGCUAGCUGUGACCUGGAGAACCCGGUGACACUUGAUGCAAUUAAAAUGUUUUUUUUAAUGCAUAUUUGCUUUUUGUUCAACUUUUGGAGAUGGAAAGUGAACAAUCUGCUCUCACUGUUAGGGGAAGCAUUCCUGAUGUUGGUGGGCUGAUGUUACAGACAUGCUGGUUACUGGAUGUAAUUUGAUUUAUGUUUGUAAACAUUAUUUUCACAAUAUUACAGCUUUUCAACAUUAAACCUCCUGUAUGCAG
This is a messenger RNA of Callorhinchus milii (elephant shark), 1701 nucleotides long. RefSeq names its product neugrin, neurite outgrowth associated (gene ngrn). Lineage: Eukaryota; Metazoa; Chordata; Chondrichthyes; Chimaeriformes; Callorhinchidae. The transcript has 3 exons. Gene Ontology annotation, cellular component: nucleus. The coding region runs from base 9 to 1010 and encodes 333 amino acids. The record is from RefSeq and is a predicted model, not a curated record.